This is a messenger RNA of Brachypodium distachyon (stiff brome), 899 nucleotides long. RefSeq lists its product as uncharacterized. NCBI's taxonomy places the organism in Eukaryota, Viridiplantae, Streptophyta, Magnoliopsida, Poales, Poaceae. The transcript has 3 exons. The coding region runs from base 123 to 512 and encodes 129 amino acids. The record is from RefSeq and is a predicted model, not a curated record.
GGUAAAGUAGCGCUAACAGAACUGGCCGAGUCAAGUUCUUCUCGUUUCUAGUGAGAGAGGGGAGUGGAGAUCGAGAUCGAGAGAGAGACGACAGCCAUCUUCUUCUACGAUUUCUAGCGUCCAUGGCGAUAGCGGCGGCGGCGGCGGCGUCCAGGACCCAGGCCAGGGCUGCGGCGAGGUUCAUUCAGAGCAGGCUCCGGUCCUCCGGCGGCAAGGUCCUCAGCGAGGAGGAGAAGGCCGCCGAGAAUAUCUACAUCAAGAAAAUGGAACAAGAGAAGAUAGAGAAGCUUGCACGCAAGGGUCCCAGCCCAGGAGAGCAAGCUCCGUCUACCCCAAGCUCCGCAGCAAGUGAUGUUAAGGCUGGAGGCGGUCCAGCAGAGUCAUCAUCUGCUGGUGUGUCGACCGACAAGAACAGGAACUACGCCGUCCUGGCAGGCACCAUCGCUGGCUUGAGUGCCCUGGGUUGGUAUCUUCUGUCAAAACCUAAGAAGGUGGAAGAGACCGUGGACUGAAGCUUGUGAACGGGAUAUGCCCGCAGACGAUCUGUCUAUCAGUUUAACCUUUCUUUACUUCGUCGUCAUCACAUAUGCAUGGGCUUUCAGCUCCAUAGUGGAAAUAAAUGUUGACUGCACUGGCACUUGUUGUUCUAUAUGCUGCAUCACCAAACUUGAAGCCUAAGAUGUUGUUUUGCCAUGUGGUGAUAACUGGCACUGUUCUUUGAUGCUACAUGGUUGAUGAUCGAAGAGGCUUUUGGGUACUGAUCGCCCUUUGGAAAUGUAUGGACUUGUCUGUUGUUUCUUGCUUUCGGAUUAUCACAUGAGGAUGGAUGGCAAAUUUUACGUGCUUUGUUGUUUGCCUCUGUUUGGGAAAAGAAAUGCAAUAACUUCUGUGUUAAUUUU